GUAGAAGCAAGAAAGAAAAUCAACUUAAUGAAUAUUUGCUUUACUUUUUAAAUUGAAGAUAGUUGCUGAUAAAAUGUCAAAAACUAAGAGAAAAUUAUCUGACCAAGAAGAAAGGAAAACUGGAAAGAAGAGAAAGAGUACAGAAAAUGAGGAGAAAUACUUUAAAGACAAUGUAUUCUGUCAGGUUUUGAAGAAAGCAGGACUAACACUCAAAACAGGAAAGACACCAAAUGUCCUCGAUGUUGACCAGGCUGUAUUUCAAAGAAAUCUACAAAUAGCAUUAAAGAGACGUGAUAAUUUUCCUUCGGUUCUUGAUGAGUUCAUUGAAGGAUUCCAAGAAUAUAUUGAAGAUCAGCAUAGGUUUCACUAUAGCUUACUACCAACACAAACAUCGGACAAAUGUGAAAGUGCUCGAUGCAGCUCACAGGACAGCCUUGUGAGGUUGUUGAUUGGAGUGGACGUUCUACAGUCCAAGAUGAUGAUGUGUCUCCUGGAGAAGCUAGCAGAAUUCAUGGAGAAUGAAGACUGUAUAGUGGAGCACGGAGAGAAAGUCAAUCUCCCUCGACUUCUGAUGAGUCAGUUCCGCUGGUUAGACAGGAUCCUGGAUUGCAAGGAGUUGGCAGACAAGAUGCUGGAGAUGAUCAGCAUUGUAUCAGUGGACAUCCAGAGAGAAAUCAUCACCUGUCUACCUGAGGUUGUGGAGGAUUCAGAGCACAGUCAUGUGGCCACAUCACUGAGGGAUCUACUGGUAGAAAAAAGCAGUCUCACUGUACCCAUCCUGGACGCUCUCUCUAACCUCAAUCUCAACCCAGAACUCAUGAUGGAGGUUCGCGGCUCCGUACUACAGACUCUGUCCACAGUGGAGGUGGAGAAUUUACCUGUUGUGGUCCGCUUCCUUCUUCAGUCUGUCACCCCAGCUGAUGCUCAGGAGGUUGUCAUGGAAAUUCGACAGAACCUUGAUUUUACAUCCAGUUUUCCAUUAGCUACAUCCACACCCCAUGAAACAGUUAGCAGGAGACAGCUGUCUGGAGAUGAAACAAGAGGUGUAGAGUCUUUGACACUGGAUGCUAUCAAAUCAGGAAUCAGGUUUCAAAAGAGUGUCGCAGAGGCAUGGAUAAAGGCUAUAGAUUCUGUGAAGCAAACCUCUGACCACAAAGUAAUAGACUUGUUUAUCCUGCUGAUUUUAUACUCCACUGAUCGAAAGAAACCUGUAGAGAGCCUCAUCAGAAAUAAAAUCAGGUCAGGGGCCUUCACAGAGGUUCUGCUGCAGGAGGCCUUCAGGGAAAGGGCUCAGGUGAUGAGAGACUACUUCCCCUCCAUACUGUCCCUGGCUGAAGUCCUGCUCCGCUCACCAGAACCAGCCAUUACAGUCUUUGCUGCCUCCAUGUACAGGAACGGAUUUGUGGCCUUUGACACAUACUGUCAGCAGGAGAUAGUUGGAAAUCUAGUCACCCACUUUGGUAGUGGAUUUGAAGGAGAGACAGAUUCUUCUCUAGAUAUACUGUACCAGCUAGUGGAUAAACACCUGGACAAAAUGGCACCUUUUGCAAUCUUUGUUAAGGUUGUUCUGGACUACCUUGAUAAUCUAAGUGUCCUCCAGAUAAGGAAACUGUACUCACUCCUCAGCACACUGGCAUUCAGAAGUACCCAGGGAGGAAACAUGAUUCAGGAUGAUCUUCACAUCAUAAUAAGGAAGCAGCUGUCCAAUGAUAAUCCAAAAUAUAAGAGAAUGGGCAUCAUUGGAGCUGUAAUGGUGGUAAAAAGUAUCGCAUACAAUCAAAAUGGAGACAAUGAUCCUAGCCAGGUUCCUGCUGGUCCUAUGACGGAGAGCCUGUACAAACAGGUGAUAAACCUGUUACAACUGGUCAAAACCAGCAGCAGCCGGAUGUCAGAGGCCGCCGCUCUCUUCAUGGAUGAGCUGGCUAAUGUGGUGGGCAAAGGUCACCUUGACAGCAAAGUGGAG
Molecule: messenger RNA, 1963 nt
Organism: Saccostrea cuccullata (small rock oyster)
Lineage: Eukaryota; Metazoa; Mollusca; Bivalvia; Ostreida; Ostreidae
Product: Fanconi anemia group D2 protein-like
Exons: 20
Biological process (GO): mitotic intra-S DNA damage checkpoint signaling; interstrand cross-link repair; homologous chromosome pairing at meiosis
Cellular component (GO): nucleus; condensed chromosome
Molecular function (GO): DNA polymerase binding
Source: RefSeq, a predicted model, not a curated record